GAAUUGAAAUAGUUGAAAAUGAAAAAAUUCUCUGCGAAGAUCGUGAAAAUAUUGCGGAAAUGUUUGGUGAAGAAUUUGCAGAACUGCAAAUAAAAUAUCAGUGGAAGCUUCAAAAAGAUUUGUUCAAUAAAAUUUCCAUGCAAUUAAAUGCUUUACAGUGAGUGCUCUACAUUUAAAACAUAUCAAAAGUGCGUCAGGUAUUUGGUUGCACGGUUGCUGCAAAAGUCGUGAAAAAGGCAACGUGAAAAUCUAAAAUAAAACAUACAUAUGCUAAAAUGCCGUCAAACGAAGUGGUGCAACAGUAAAAAAGCAAGGCACACAGCAAAUUCGAAAAAAAAGAUAUCACGAAUUAAAAGACAGUAAAACACAACGCGCGCACUCCAAUAAAAUUUGCAUUUCCAAAUUGAACAUAUAUUUAUUUCGUUAUUCCUUUCAAUAUAUUCGGUCGUACACGGUCAUACGUUCGAACGUGUUUUCCGGCGCUGGUACGCUGUUUUGGUGGACGCGCAACACGUAAAUUAUAUGCGAAAAUAUGGGUGGUUGCAUUGGCAUACACAGCACCGACAAUGAGACAGUUAGUGUGUCUUCAGCGAGUUUAUCGAGGCCACCGACAGGCGGGGGCGGCGCCCAAAUGGGUCCAUCGCGUAAAAAUCGCCCACUGUGCAAUGAGACAAUACGCUGGCGUUCCGAUGUGCCAUUGACGGAGGGUCAACUACGUUCCAAACGUGACGAAUUCUGGGAUACUGCGCCGGCGUUCGACGGUCGCAAAGAAAUUUGGGAUGCGCUGCGGGCAGCCACAAACGCGGCGGAGGAGUUAAAUUUCGAAAUGGCGCAGGCAAUACUUGACGGAGCGAAUAUAUCGGUGCCCAAUGGUUACCUCACAGAAUGCUACGAUGAACUUGGCACACAAUACAAAGUGCCAAUAUACUGUCUAUCCUAUCCUAUAAAUAUCGUUAAAGAAGAGAAUGGACGUGAUUCACCAGCGGAAUUCUCAGAGCCCGUCGACGGUGGCACUGAAGUAUUCCUUAAACUGCGAAUAUCGUCCACAAUGUUGGAUGUCAAACUACCAGUAUAUUCAAAAGACACUGUGGGACAGUGCAAAAAGAAAUUGCAGGCUGUGGAAGGCAUCGACGCCUGCUGUCAGCGUUGGUUCUACAGUGGCAAAUUACUUGGCGACAAAGUGCCCAUAGACGAGUGCAACAUACAGAACGGCUAUGUCGUACAGGUCAUUGUCAAUACGGAGCAUUACAACCACGAUAGCAGCACAAUUAUACCGGUUGCGAGCUAGCCAAGUGUUAACGCUAAUGCAAAAUGUAAAAAAAUAUUAGCAACGAUUAAAGCAACAGCAGCGACAGCAACGACAAUGUCAAUGCGAACGCUAAAAACAACAGCAACAACAACAACAGCAGUAACAACAAUGUCGAAAGCCACAACAGAUGUUCAAUGUAGCGGCUGUGUUACAUUUGCAUACAUCGUAGUAAAUAUAUUAACAAACCAUUUUAUUAUGAAUGAGACAAGUAAGCGACAUUUAAUAGACGGACGGACAGACUGACAGAACGACAGACAGCGCUAUGCAUGUAAAUUGCAAUGCGUUCUGCUAGAAACGUGCUGUGUAUAAAGCGCCAGACUCACGCGAUAGUGUGUGGGCGCGCACUUUAUUGUUGUUGUAACAUAGAAGUCGUCAACGAUCGUUCAUAUAAAUGCAUAAAUUGUUAAUGGUAGGUGUUUUCUCUUUUCGUACUAAUUUCAAUCAUAGCAUCACAUUUUAAUUUUGCUCCUUGAUUAGACAUGCAUAUGUAUGUAUGUAUGUAAGAAUUAUUGUAGUUGGUAGUUGCGAAAAUCGAGAACGAGUGACUUAUCGAAAUUGUGCUGCGAAACGUCGUCAUUUGUUGGUUAGUUGUUGUUGUUGUUGCCUGACUGUUCUUGCUACGCCUUGGAGCAAUAGGCUGUGCAGCAGAUAUUACACACACAUACACUUACUUAUACACAUGCAUAUAAAUACCUAUAUGUAUAUAUAUAUUAAAUAUAUUGAAUGAAUGAUUGAAAAUGAUUGAAAGUUAUGAGAAUAUGCAAAAUUUAUAAAAAAAUAGGAAAAGAACAAAAAACAUGAAAUAACUUAUUUGAAAUAGAAGAAAAGCGCUGAACUUGUAAAAUAAAAUAAACAAAUUAAUAAUAUA
Bactrocera tryoni is the source of this 2177-nucleotide messenger RNA. RefSeq names its product ubiquitin domain-containing protein 1. The coding region runs from base 533 to 1288 and encodes 251 amino acids. The record is from RefSeq and is a predicted model, not a curated record. NCBI's taxonomy places the organism in Eukaryota, Metazoa, Arthropoda, Insecta, Diptera, Tephritidae. The transcript has 4 exons. Gene Ontology annotation, molecular function: protein binding.